AUGGCGGAGAGACCCCCCAGCCGCCCCAGGGUGGCCUGGCAGGAGCAGGUGGAGGAGGCCGGGGUCCUUGCGGAGAGCAGCAGCCAGCCGCAGCCCCAUGAGGGGUGUGUGCCCCAGGCACUGCUGAUGGCUCCCAGCCUGGCUCUUCCCAGAGAGGAGGCGGAAGCCCUGGAGCACCUGCAUGCCUUUCUGAGCCACCGAGGAAAGGAAGAGGCCGAGAAGCUGCGGUUUCUGGCCUCUGUCUGCACUCUGUGCACAGCGGCCAGCUCCAACGCCUGGUUACGGGAGCAGCUUUGGCUGUGCAGAUUGGAACUGGCUGAGACGCUGGAGGUGCUGCUGCAAGAGGAGCCCAGCGACCACAUGGGCAGUGCAGUGCGGCAGCAAGUCAUGCUCGCCAUCAGUGCCAUGAGGGUGAAGCAGGAGAUGGAGAGGGCAUCGGGCCCCACCUGCCAGGACUGUUGCCUGUGCCUGGCCAGCAUGCUGGGGGCAAGAGGUGGCUCCCCCACCUACUGCACCAAAGUGCAUCUGGUUCCGGAGAGCGAAAACAACAGCCUGCUGCAUGCCUGCUUCUGCAGCGUCUUCUCCCUGCCUCCAAGGGAGGAUGCACAGAGCCUGAAUGCUUCCCUCUACUCCAAGACCCUGGACGCCAUGGACAGCAUGCUGCAGGUGUUGGUGCUCAGCUGCCCUGCCUCUCAGCUGCUGGAGAUGCAGAUCAUCCUGAAGGUCCUGCUGCCCUUCACGGAGUCCAAGCAAGCAGCUGCGCGUGUGAGGGCCGUGGGGCGGAUUGCCAGGCUGGUGAGCUCUUCCUUGCUGCAGGCCCAGCACCACUUUGAAGAAACCAGCGACAGCUCUGGCCAUGGGAGACAGAAGCAUUUCCCAAUCCUGGGGCAGCUGGUGGGGUGUCUCACGCUCUGCUGUGCCUACGAGGAGCAGGGGACUAGUGACAGGGCUGCGGCUGCUCUUCGGCACCUCUGCAGAUUCAUCCUGCGGGAAGAGAGCAGGGAGCAGUGGCCGGCUAGCCCAGAGCACCUGCAGCUCCAGAAGGACUGGGAAGCAAUCAACGCCUUCUGUCUUUCACAGUCCAGCGAUGCCAGGCAACUCCUGACGGUAGUUGGGAAAUACCUGCAGCCCUCUGAGAGCACAGACGUCAUCGUCAUGGCCAUCAGGGCCAUGAGAGCCUGCAGCGCCUAUGACACGCAGGCAGCUGCUCACAUGCUGGAUGUCCUUGUGACAGAGGAUGCCUGCCUUAUGGAGCAUGUGCCCAAGAUAGUGAGGUGCAUCUGGAGAAGCGUGCUCUCCAUCACAGAGGUGUCUGCCCGGCUCAGCCUGGACAGGGCCCUCCUGAAGCUGACCUGCACGUACCCUGAAGACGUGGUCAUGACCCUGUUGCGGUGUUGCCCAUCAUGCGACAGUGCUGCCGCGGCCAUGUGGAGGCUGCUGGUCUCGAAGCCCGAGGCUGCGGAGAGGGUGCUGCAGGAGCUGCUCAGCGUGCUGGAGGACUGGCCGCUGCACGAGAUAUUCACCUCGGAUGGGGACGACACAGACGUCUUUUCCCUGGCCGCAACACGAGCGCUUCAUGAGAUCCUCCAGCAGUCCAGCUACCUGCAGGAGGUGGAGGCCUUUUUCCACCAGCUCUUCCUGGUGCUGCUCUUCCAGAUUUCCUUCACCACAGAGCUGUCGCCAGAGGAGGCCGAGAUCUGGAGGGAAUGCCAAGGGGAAGAGUCUGCUCUGAGCAGUGCCGUGAGGUUCACAGUGCAGACGAUGAAAGCGCUGCUGUGCUGUGUUGGCUAUGAGGCGCAGGUGCUGCUCAUGGAGAGGAAGCGUGGCUGGGACCUGCUGCUCAGCACAGAGACCCUCUACAGGGGAGUGGGUUUGCUGGCCAGAGAGAUGAGGAAGACAUCAAGUCACCUGCGUGCUUUCAUGCUGCAGCGGCUGACAGAGCUGCUCCGCAGGGAGGAGGCCUUGCAAGAGAUCCCUGCCAUGGCUUUCCUGGUGGAGCUGCUGGCCUGCGGUGACCUUUGUGGAGAAGAUGAGGAUGUGCUGGUUGUCCUUGGGAGGUAUCUGCAGAGUCGCUGCGGGGUGAUGCGCGGGCUGGUGCUCAGAGGCCUCGUCCUGCUGUGUGAGAGGGAGGAGACGGUACGAAGAAUGCAUUUCCUGGUGCCACUCCUCAUGGAGCAGCUGCAGGAUGUGGACAGGGACAUUGGCACAAAGGCCUUGGUGGUGCUCAGCCAUGUGGUCCAUGUCAUGGCCAGAGAGAGGGUGGCUGGCAUCGCUCUGCAGCUGUUGGAGAAGCUCCUGCCGCUCUUUGAUGACGAGCCUAGGCACGUGCGAGAGCUCUCCAUCCACCUCUUCAAAGAUGUCAUGGAGGCUGUAGUGGGCAGCAGAGAUAAGCAGGUGAAGGAGCAAGUGCACAGGAGCCUGCUCCCCCUGGUCUUCCAUUUGCAUGACGAGAUCCUGAACGUGGCCCAGGCCUCGCAGGAAGCCCUCCUUGGUGCUGCCAAGUUCCUCAAGUGGGAGCAGCUGGGACACCUGACCGCGGCAGCACAGACGUGGAGGAUCGGCGAGUGCCUGCUGGCGAGGGACAGCAGAAGGGCAGGAGAAUACCUGCGCCACAGCCUGUCGUGCUUGCAGAGCCCACAGGAGCCCUUGCGGGAGGCAGCCGUGAGGUUCACUGGGCUUGCUGGGCAGUGCCUGAGGGGCCGGAGCAAGGAGAAACUGGAGGACAUCUGCAAGGCCCUGCAAGGUUUGGAGAAGGACAUCAGCCCGUCGAUCUCUUCCCUGGCCACUCAAACCAUCCUGCUGCUGCGAGCUCCAGGGACUGGAGGCACCCACCAAGGCCUGUGCUACCGUCUGAGGAGAGCGUGGGAGAGGUGGCACCGUCCUUGGGGAGCUGGCCGUGUUUGCUGCUGGAGCUCGCCUGUGUCCUGAUGCCAGGCUGCUCUGCACACAGCGGCCACCUGGGGCUGUUCCUGUCCUCCCUCCCUGGCCCCAGGACAGCUCCAGCCCUCAGGCCCAGCCCAGCCCAGCCUUGUGCUGCCAGUCCACCCUCUGCUGAGCUUUUCCCCAACAAGCAGCCCUGUCUCUUCAGCACGUGUCAGUGUCUUUCCUUUGUGCAAACAAAGCGGUGGAAAACUCAGGCCCUGAAGGCAUCAGGAUCACACACUCUGGCCUCAGCAGCAAAGUCAGCUGCUGUGCUGCAAGCUCCCCUUUGCACGCCAAGGGCUGUGAGUCCCUGUGCCCAUGCACCGUUGGCUUUGCCCAUCCUGGCACCAGUGCCUCAGAGCCCAGAGCUCUGCACAGGCCCUAGAGGCUGCUGGCCCUCUGCAGAUGGAGCUCUUCACACGCCGUGACUUCAAAAGCCAAAAGUAAGAGCAGGAAGAUGCUUGAGGGUGCCCCUUCAACAUGAUGAUGCAUUAUUUGCACAGAGAUUUUACCCCUUUCAGAUGAGGGUUUGUGUUGGGGACCAAAACAGGAUGGCACUGUGUAAGACAGCAGAGAACCUUUAAAGCAGAAAGUAAUGAUGUAGUAACUAUGAUUUGUGGCCAGAAUGUGUGCAUGUGAGUUGCCAGUGAUCAUGUGCCUUCCUGCCUACGUGCCAGCAGCUGCGGUGGGCCUAUCCUGCUGGACUGUCCUGCCUGCCUGCCAGGCAUCAGAAGACGUCUUCCUACCUAUCACAAGAUGCCACAGUGCCUAGGAUAUACUUGGAGGAGUGGCUGAGCUAGAUUGCUGUAUAACCAGCCAUUGUGUUUUCAAUAAAAGAUCUUUUGCACUACCCUA
This is a messenger RNA of Dromaius novaehollandiae (emu), 3777 nucleotides long. RefSeq names its product maestro heat-like repeat-containing protein family member 7. Lineage: Eukaryota; Metazoa; Chordata; Aves; Casuariiformes; Dromaiidae. The record is from RefSeq and is a predicted model, not a curated record. The transcript is spliced from 23 exons. Bases 1 to 2928 code for a protein of 975 amino acids. Gene Ontology annotation, cellular component: cytoplasm.